Messenger RNA from Diatraea saccharalis (sugarcane borer), 1291 nucleotides. NCBI's taxonomy places the organism in Eukaryota, Metazoa, Arthropoda, Insecta, Lepidoptera, Crambidae. The record is from the annotation of a GenBank genome assembly.
UGAAUUGUUUGUUUGCACUGAAUAGACUCUGAAACUACGGAACAGAUUUAUAAAUUCUUUCAGCUACGAGAAGCUACAUAAUACGCGGAUGACAUAGGCAAAGUCGCGUGAAAACAGUCAGUAGUUUAAAUAUAUUUAUAUUAAUAGCACAAUAAAUAUAUAUAAAUAUAUACCAGUAGCAUCAACGACUAAGUCACCUGAUAAAGAGACUACAUUUGAGAACACGUCGGGCGCCAAAGACGUUAAAACCACAUCAAAAAGACUGACCAUGUCAACAUAUCCCCCCUCCGUAGACGAAGAUAUCACCUCCAUAAACAAAGUCAAGAAGGCAGUAUGUCCGGAGGUAUCGAAAAAAUGUGUUACAAAACAAAAUGAUUCAUCAAAAACGAAGGUGAUACCGCGGCGGUUUUAUAUUGAAGGAAGAACGAAAAAGGACAUAACAGAAAACAAAUCAUUUAGGAGCAGAUAUUCGGACUCCGAUGAAAUAUCAUAUUUGGAAUCCUUAAAGGACGUUAUACCUAUUCCCAAUAGAUUGGCAGAACAAGUAAUUUCCGAAAUACAUAAUGAUAAAAAGCAUUAUUAUUUGUUGAGUCGCGACACCGUAAAUAAAAAUUGGCUUAAAUAAUAAACGCAUCUUUCAUUCAUUAUAAUAGUUUUAGAAUCAGAAAACAAUAAUUAUAAAAUACUUGUUUAGAUUGGCAAUAUAAGACGUGACAUGGAUCACGCAUAGUCACAUUCAUGUCUUAGACAAGGUCACUAGUUUUUAUGUGGUGGGUUCGUAUAAUAACAAAAAAACUAUAACUACAAAUUCGUGAAACUCAUUGCAGUGCAGAUUAUAAACAUAUUGCUUGCACGAUCCUGAUUUGUACAUUUUGUUUACAUUUCAUUUUCUUUUAAUUCUUUUCCAAAUAUAUGAAAUAUUAUAUUUUAGAAUCUUGGCGCUUUUUCAGCAAAAUAUCGUAAAAUUUCUUAUUCAUCAUAACCACUAACUAAGACGUGUCGUGAAAUUAACAGUGUUAUUAAAAAACAAGACAUAAGCCAACACCGACAGAAAAAAUACAGACAAUAAUGCAGAUGGAUACUUUAUACGUUUAUAAUGUUAUUUGAUAAUAUUUUUUAAUUAUAAUGCAGUUUUCUGGGUUAUUUAUACGUUAAUAAUGCUUUGUUAAUAAUUUUUAAUUAUAAUGCAGUUUUUCUCCGGAAGAAGUCUCAAUAUAUAUGCUUUUAAUAUUCUGUACUGCACUCCUCAGCAUAGAGUUUCAAUGAAGUCGAUUUUAAUUUAUUAAACCCC